Doryrhamphus excisus (bluestripe pipefish) is the source of this 2759-nucleotide messenger RNA. It is a transcript of the gene mfsd6l, whose product is annotated as major facilitator superfamily domain containing 6-like. The record is from RefSeq and is a predicted model, not a curated record. Lineage: Eukaryota; Metazoa; Chordata; Actinopteri; Syngnathiformes; Syngnathidae. Gene Ontology annotation, cellular component: membrane.
GAAACGAGCAAGUUGUUUUUUUAACCAAAGUGUAACAGGUGACGGACGCUGAUGAAUAGUUAGUCAUGCUAACAUGCUAAGCUCCCUGGUGGAAAAUAGAUAUUAUAUGCGAUAUAAGGAGUCUGGCUGACGGAGAUCUGAAGGUAAAUAUUGAAUGUAGUAUUUAGUUUGCCAUGACACAAGGAAGUCAAUGACGUGGCCACCCCUUCAUAGCCAAAUGGUACAUCCAGCAUGGCAGGUGUCCACGUGAAGCCCAUCUGGAGACGCCCAGGAAGUCGGCCAUGAUGCCGAGCAGGCAAAUAGACGUCCACCGGGCCCUCGCGAUGGCGGGGACCUUCCACUUCCUGUACUCCUGCGCCAAAUCCUGCCUGCUCCCCUUCCUGACGCUGUAUUUCCGUCAGCUGGGUCUGAGUCCUGAGAUGACGGGCGUGGUCCUGGGCACCAAGCACCUCAUCACGCUGGUGUGGCGCCCCCUGGGCAGCCUGAUGGCCGCCUUGUACAACAAGAGGCGAGCGCUGGUCAACGGCUCCGUGGCGUGUUCAGCGGCGGCCGCUCUGGUUCUGCUUCUUCUCCCGCCUGUAGACCUGCACGCGUACAUCAGCACCUGCAAUGCGUCCAGUCCAGGAACUCCAUCGUCCAUGGAAUCCCAGCCGCCAAUCAAUUCCACGAUUCCUGCAACGACCCCAACCUCACAACGCCCUGGAAACGGCACGGCAGAUUCCAAGACCGGGCGCUCCGAUGCGCCUCAGACCACGAGCCUCACCUUGGGGAGGGGUGGGAGAUCUGAACCCAAACUGGAGGAGCACCACGAAGAAGAAGCUGAGUUCCUGGGCAGCCUGAAGGUGAUGGACACCCAACACCAACUCUUCUUCCUCGUCCUCAUCAGCGUGUCAGCGUGGGAGCUGGUGGCGGCCCCGCUGGCGUGGACGGCGGACGACGGCCUGUACGACUACCUCGACUCCGCCGACGCUUCCGACCGCUACGGUGGCUCCAGAGUGUGGCCUUUGGUCGGGGCCGCGUGCGGCGUCGGAGGGGCGGGGCUCCUGGUCAGCCAGUUGCAGUGUUUGGUCUUCGGCCAAGCGUCCAGGAGCGCCGUGCAUUUCUUCUGCUACGCCGGCUUGUCCGCGCUGGCCUUGCCGAUGGCGGCCGCCCUCCCCAUCGCCACGUGCAAGCCAAGCAAGGCCAGCCGGAUGUUUAAGGCUUGGCAACUGGUGCGCCGCUCCCAGCGGGCUCUGCUUUGUGCCGCCACCACCCUGCUGGUGGGCAUGGCGCUCUCCACCGUGGACAACUUCCUGUUGUGGCACAUGCACGAUCACAAAAGCACGGAGCUGCACAUGGGCGUGUGCCUCGGCGUCGCGCGCCUCUCGGAGGCCGCCUUCCCUCUGCUGGCCGCACGCCUGUCCCGACCGCUCAUCUCCGACCGGGUGCUUCUGCUGGCGGCGAGCACGCUGGGAUUCCAAUGCUUCUACUACUCCUUCCUCUGGGGGCCGUGGGCGGCGCUGCCGGCUCAGCCUUUCAGCGCUUUGAGCUGCGGGGCCUUCUGGUGGGCCGUCAGGGCGCAGGCGGACAACGUAGCCACGCCAGGAGUGGAGAGGAGCGUGAAGAGGGUCUACCGUGGACUCUUUCUUCACCUGGGGAAGGCGCUGGGGGGCUUCGCUGGAGGGUUUGCGGUCCGCUCGUGUGGGCUGCCGUGGCUCUUCAGGGGGGCGGCCGUGGUUCUGAUGGUGUGGUGCGUGUGCUUGCCUCUGCUCCAGUGGAACGCCCCCCGCCAGCAGAGGAUCAACUAUUCUCGCCUCUUGGCGGCGGAUGCAAGCGAGGCCAGCGACUCCGAAUCCGAGCGAGAGAGACACUUUGAUAAAGUUAUGCAAGACCUGGGCCCAAACAACAACUGUGGACGGGGACCAAACUGAUGAACUCCACAGUGGGACCUCCGCCGUGGGACCACGGCAAAGGAACAUCCUUUAGUCCCAGCUUGGCUUGCUGGUGCAGAUAAAAGUCUUUAUUACCAAAAGUCACAUGAUCAUGUUUGUGCCCUAAUCAUACUACUCGUCUAUUUCAGUCUUGCCAUCUUCACUCUCUUGGUUUGAGCGUUAUGUCAUGGCGGGGAUGCAUCAGCUGUUGGGAUGACUCAUCACUAAGCCCCCCCCCCGACAGCAGAACUUCCACCUUUACAUAGGUAGCCUUUCAUCCUCAAGCAGACACCCUGGCGGGGGCUUGCCGUGGGGGCCGACGAGGGCGAGUUCGGUAGCUCAGUUUGGAAUCCUGUCACUGAAAAGUAAACACAGGACGUGUGAACAAGGUAGGUUGAACAAAGGUGGAUGACCCCACCCUGGUCUGUGGAACUACUGGUUAGCUGGCCGUGAAAUAUCAUAUGAUAUGAUAUGAUAUGAUAUGAUAUGAUAUGAUAUGAUAUGAUAUAUGAUAUGAUACAGGACAUCCCCGCUAUCUGCAGGGAUUACUCUCCCAUACACCAAUUUGCCUAAGGGGGUGCUCUUUACACCCUUGCUCAACGUAAAACCAACAGUUUUUAGAAAGGGGAUAGAAACACGAAUAUUCAUGCAAAACUUCACCCGUUAGUCAUGCUGGGUAACUUCCUGUUGGGAAGUGUGCGCCAUUUGGUUUGAUGGACUCCUGUUGGUUGAUGCCUUGGGUUUGUUUUCCCACCAAUAAAGAAAUCAUCUUGCUUUCAAAAAUGCCAUCCAAUUGAACUCUUUCAUGCACGCAUUAUGAUUAACUGCUUCAGGAUUUUUGUGACACUU